This is a messenger RNA of Sus scrofa (pig), 14827 nucleotides long. RefSeq names its product WD repeat domain 37 (gene WDR37). NCBI's taxonomy places the organism in Eukaryota, Metazoa, Chordata, Mammalia, Artiodactyla, Suidae. Gene Ontology annotation, molecular function: protein binding. The record is from RefSeq and is a predicted model, not a curated record.
GAGCAGUCUAUAUAUAGGCUCCCAUGCCCAACAGAAUGCCAUGUGCACCCUAGGUCCGAAAUAAAAUUGUUACUUGUUAGCCACAACCUCUGCAAUCCUUAGCUGAAUAUUUAUAAAUGAUUCUAGUAAUAAGGUUUUAUUGUUAUGCUCAAUGACUAAGUUACUUGAGGUUUUGUUCUACAAGCCGUUCGGCUAUUUGGAUACCAAAAUACGCCAAAUUUGUUUUCCUGCGCAAAAUCAUAGGUGCUUCUUGAAUCUGAAUGCGCUUUAUUUUUUAAAAGAAGGAAAAUGCUCCCUGCGCCACACUUGGUCUUUACACGCCCAGGUGGCUGUUGGCAGAGCUGAGGACUACUGCGCCCUCUGCGAUUUUUCCAAACUAGACCAAGGGCAGCAGGCCUUCAAGUCCCACCUUUCGCAGCGCGCGGCUGCCUUUGUUCGUCUCUGUAGCCAAUGGCGAGCACACAUUUCACACCCGAGGCGGCAGCGGGUGAGUCACCCUCCGCAGACUCUGUCGGGCUCCGUGCGCAGCCGCCUCGCCCGCGCCGCCGGGGAAGCGGCUGCGGCACACGCGGUAGCGAGGAGUGGGGACGGCCGUUCCCACCGGCCCGAUCUUGGUUCCCAUGGACGCGGACUGGCGCCUGCCCCGGGCGCCCGCGCGCCUUCGCCGCGCUUAUUGCAGGAGUGGCCAGGACAUCCUCUUUCAGAAGUAAUGCCCACAGAAAGCGGGAGCUGUUCAGCUGCUCGCCAAGCAAAACAGAAACGCAAAUCUCAUAGCCUUUCCAUCCGAAGAACUAACAGCUCGGAGCAGGAGCGGACGGGCCUGCCGAGGGAAAUGUUAGAGGGACAGGAUUCUAAACUGCCUUCCUCGGUUCGCAGUACGCUUCUGGAAUUGUUUGGUCAAAUAGAAAGAGAAUUUGAAAACCUUUAUAUUGAAAACUUAGAAUUGCGCAGAGAAAUCGAGACUCUUAAUGAACGUCUGGCUGCUGAAGGACAGGCGGUCGACGGGGCGGAGCUGAGUAAGGGGCAGCUCAAGACGAAAGCCGGCCACAGCACCAGCCAGCUCUCGCAGAAGCUGAAGACCACCUACAAGGCCUCCACCAGCAAGAUCGUCUCCAGCUUUAAGACCACCACAUCGCGGGCCGUGUGCCAGCUCGUGAAGGAGUACGUUGGCCACAGGGAUGGCAUCUGGGACGUCAGCGUGGCAAGGACAGCGCCUGUGGUGCUGGGGACCGCGUCUGCUGAUCACACGGCUCUGCUGUGGAGCAUCGAGACCGGGCGGAGCCUCGCCAGGUACACGGGCCACGUGGGGUCAGUGAAUUCCGUAAAAUUUCAUCCAUCUGAGCAGCUGGCUCUCACCGCAUCUGGAGAUCAGACUGCUCAUGUCUGGAGGUACGCGGUCCAGCUGCCCACUCCUCAGCCCGUGGCCGACACGAGUCAGCUGUGUGGCGAGGACGAGGUGGAGUGCUCCGAUAAGGACGAGCCUGACGCAGACGCGGAUGCGCCCAGCGACUGUCCCACCAUCCGGGCGCCGCUGACGUCUCUUAAGAGCCACCAGGGCGUGGUCAUCGCUGCCGACUGGCUGGUCGGGGGGAAGCAGGCGGUGACGGCCUCCUGGGACAGGACGGCGAACCUGUACGACGUGGAGACUUCGGAGCUCGUCCACUGCCUGACAGGCCACGACCAGGAGCUGACGCACUGCUGCACGCACCCUACCCAGCGGCUGGUGGUGACCUCCUCCCGCGACACGACCUUCCGCCUGUGGGACUUCAGGGACCCGUCCAUCCACUCCGUGAAUGUCUUCCAGGGCCACACAGACACCGUGACCUCGGCCGUGUUCACCGUGGGCGACAACGUCGUCUCCGGCAGUGACGACCGCACCGUGAAGGUCUGGGACCUGAAGAACAUGAGGUCCCCCAUCGCCACCAUUCGCACGGACUCCGCCAUCAACAGGAUCACCGUUUGCGUUGGCCAGAGAAUCAUUGCCCUCCCGCACGACAACCGCCAGGUGAGGUUGUUUGACAUGUCGGGCGUGCGGCUGGCGAGGCUCCCUCGCAGCAGCCGGCAGGCCAUUACCAGCUCAUCCAGAACUUUGGAACGAGGCACAGUUGAAUUCAGAUGGCCAGCUGGCUGGUUUCCACCAGCAGGUCCGUGUGAGAUGCUCUCAGCAAGCGCCAUCGCUCACAAGGAGGCACCGCUUUCUCCCAGCCUGCUCCUCAGAGCGGUCACGACCCUGGCGGCUGGCCUGGGCGGUCAGCACGGACUGUUCCUGAGUCUGAGAGGGAAUAUUCCCUCAGUGGGCAGGGCGGGUGGAGGGCCCCUGCGGGAGGGUGCCCUGGGCUCCGGGGGCAGCGCGGGAGGUAAACUUGGCCCUCUGUGCGCAGAGGGGCAGCCUCGGCCUGGGUGGCCCGCGGGCACGGACCUCGGCUCAGCUUCUGCAGCUGGGACCCCAGGGGUGCGGAGACGCCUCAUGGAAAGGGACUGCCGGGCCCCGUUCCCCUCUCCCCCGGGGCGUUGCCAGGGGCGCGCCCGGGGACGGCUUUGGGGCUGCGGGUCAUCUGCUCUGUCACCGAGUGUGACCCAUCUCUGUUUCUUCCGUGUCCCCGUGGGAAGAGACGCCUCGGUCCCUGGGCUCAAGCAUACGCGACACCCUUCCUGCAGCGGGAGGCCCGCGGGGCGUUACCUUGGGUCAUGACGAUCCCUGCCAGCGCCUUGUGGCGGGCGUGCGCCGACGCCAGGCCCACAGUCAGCUCGCGGAACUUCUGCGUGACCAGCUGGGACACCGAGUCGGCGAAUUCCUGAAAGACACAAGCAGCAGGCGUCCUAGGCGCUGCGGGCCAACACGGAGUCCUGCCUCCUGCAGCCAGGUCCCCACGGGCGUCCGAGGUCACCCUGCCACGCACUGCCCCUGGGCGCGGUGGCCCCUGGGCCUCAGACCCGUGACUCAGCCCCUGUGUAGCUGGGCGCAGCACUGGAGCCCUUGGAGUCUCGGCGGUGGAGUCACCCCGCCUGGCAGAGCUUCCCCGCAGGGGCUCCCUGGGUUAGAUCUUGAGAGGAGCCGGGCUUGGCACCCCAGACAGCCGUGCCCACGCAUCCCCGGCUCCGCCCAGCCUGCUCCUGCCACGCUUCUGCACACGUGCACGUGUGCACACAUGUGCAGGCAGACACGCAGCACACACCCAUGCACACGUGUGCACAAAGACACAGGGACACGUGCACAUAGAAACACAGUAACAGACAUGUGCAUGAGUGUGUACACGCACACGCACAUACAGAAAUGCACGCGGCCACAGUGUGCACACCUGGGAGAACAUACACUCGCAUGCACAUACACGCAUUCAGACAACACAACCACACAUGCAUGCGCACACACACGGACACCUGCACAUGUGCACACACAUAGCCACCAAACUGAUCUAACGCCGGCUGCUGAGUUUUCUGCGGUGACCCAGGGUUUCCAGGCAGCGGCACGCGGCGGACGGGGGACGCGUCUCCAGAGAGCGGGGCCGCCCUCCCUUCCACCUGGCCCCUCAGUUGACACCUGCUUUCCAGCGGGAGGUGGGCUGGCGGCAGGGGCCUUCCUGGGCCCUGGAGUCAGCCCCGGGCCUGCGUCUGCGGGGGCCCGUUUCCUAGUCCCCGGCCGCGCUGUUGCAAGGACGAGAUUUCAUGCGCUCACACACCUCGCGCUGCGUCAGGGCCCAGACACCGAGCCCCUUCCUUCAUUGCUGGUGUUACUAUGAUCUUUUCUCCUUCAGCCAAAUCAAAACGCCACUUCUCCAUAAGGUGGGCACGUGGCUCUCUGGUGACGGAUGGGUUUUCACUGUCCUGCGCGGCACGGUUGGACGUUGCGCUGCAGAAAGGACCGUUCUCAGAUAACCGAAGGUGCGGAAGAGGCAUGCAGAGACGGUUUUGAAAACCCCACUUGUAGGCGGUAAAGGAAACUCAUGUGAAAACAGGCCUGCCUCUUGGACGCUAGAAACCUGCCCAGAAAACAGCAGAGGGCGGGUGGGGCGGGAGUGCCGGGUCCUCGCCCUGAGCUGCUGCAGCUUGAGCGGAACCCCCACGGCUGCCUUCAGGACCGGCUGGAGGGAGGGGGCCCGCGCAGGGGCUGGGGGCGUGUGUGUCCUGGGGUCUCCUUGAAUCCGCUCCCAGAGCCCAGGCUGCUGGGCAAGACACCCACCUUGACUGGCGGCCACAGAUCGUGGGGCUUUAGGGACAAGUCCUGGAGGACUUCCUGUCCUUUCGUGACUUGGAAACUGAGGUCCAGAGGGGGCAGGUUAUGUCCCCAGGCAGCUGUGUGAUGUCCCCAGGCACCCGUGUGCCAUGUCCCCAGGCAGCUGUGUGAUGUCCCUACACGUGACUUAGAACAGCAUGAACCCACCCUCCUCCAGCCCUGGAGCCCAGCGCCUCAGGUCAAGGGGCCCCAGGGCCACGCCCUCUGGCAGCUCCAGGGGAGGCUCCUUCCUGUCUCUCCCGCUCCUGGGGGCUCCAGGCGCCUGGGCUGGUGGUCACCUCCCUCCAGUCUCUGCCCCCAUCUCCACGUGACUCCUCUGUGUCUCCUCUUCUGUCCUGUGGUGUGUGUCCACCACCCAGGAUGGCUGCCUGCUCCCCUGGGGCCCUUGGAGGCCCCAGGAGCACCGCCUGGAUCAGACUCUGGGCCUGUCUUCCAAGGACCAGCAACAACGGCAUGCGGGGCCCAUGUGGGUCCAGCCGCGAUGCUGGGAAGCAGGGCUCUGCGCUGGGGAGCGAGGACCCCCAUCCAGGCGGAGGAUCAGGGCGCUUCUGCAGGUCAGCCUGGGACUCAAACGGCGUCCCCCUCCUGCAGGGCGGCCCCGGCAUCUGCGGGCUGCACCACUGGUGGCUCUGGAAUUAGCUUCUGGGGCCUCGUGCCGCCUCCCGUGCCCAGCACGUCCAGGGCUUCGCGGCCGGCCUUGCACCCUUCGCUUCUCCGGGAACUUUCCAGGUGCUUCCUCUGCACCUUCUGCCAUCUUCCUGAACGUGCAGGCUGUGAUGAGACAGCAGGCUGCUGCGCCCGGGGCCCUGCAGGACGUCCCAAACCUUUGAACCGCCACAGAAAACACGAAACCCAGAAGCCAGCGACUCCCUCCGAGAUGGGGCAGGACUCUGCUGGAGCCAUCCACGCGGCCCGCCCCACCGGUGGGGAGGUGCUGGUGCCCCUCACUGUAGACGGCAGGGCGGGGACGGGACUCAGGUCUCCCCCGAGGCCACACCCUGGCUUCCUUGGUGGUUUUCCUUCCCCAGUUGCGCCGGAGUUUCUGACUUUAACCCUGACCCAAUCUGGGGGUUGCUGCCACAUCGCCCUGAACGGGGGCUUGCACCACAGACCUUUGUUUCUCACAGGCGUGGCGCUCACGGCCCAGGAGGGUGGGCUUCUCCCGAGGCCCCCCAGCUGAGCCCACCCCUCUUCAGGCUGUGGAGCCCGCGCCAGGCUUCCCGCAAGGCCAGCCUUCCCUUCCUGACCGAACUGAGCCUGAAUCCCUUCCUCCUGCUGCGGCCGCAGGGGUUAGAGAUCAACGCAGGAAUCUGGGGACAUGGGAAAGAGCGCCCUCCUCUCCUCCCUCACCCCUGAAGGAUGCCCAGGCUCCCCGGAGGCCGCCAGGGUCCAGGGACCGCCUCAGACAGCCGUGGGCUUCUAUCGGAAGUGAGGCCCUGACUUUGGAGGGUGCGGGUCACAGCGACGGCAUCACUUCCCCUGAGCCACAGAAGGGAGGAGUCAUCAGAAAGAGGCAAAUAAAACGUGACAGUCAAGAGAAGCAAGUUGUGCACAGAGCCAGCUGCUGUGUCAGGAGCAGCAGGUGGGCGCCGGGAUGUGUGGUGGGGCUGGGCCACCGGCGGCCUCUAACCUGUGUGCCGGCUUUGGGGCGGGCCCCUGUGAAGGCGGCAGGGGCCAGCCCUCUGCACAGCUCCACCUGCCAGGUAAAGACCUUCCUCGCAGGUAAAUCGCCUUCCUGGGGCUCGGCUCCAGGAGUGCUGGGUCUCUGGUUACCCAUGGUUUGUGGACUGACCGUGAGCAGGUGCCAGCGUGGGGCCCGUGGCGAGGACAGGCCUCUCGGCCUCGGCAGCUCUGAGUGGUUCUCGGACCCCCAGCCUGGCCAGGCACCUGCCGCCCCUCGCUUCUGAACACGCAAAGACCCAAGACCCAAGACCUUUGUCAAAACAUCCCUCUCCUAGAGUCUUCUUUCCUUCCGUCAUUUUUACGGGUCCUUGACAUUUUCGUUGGGGGUAGUUCUCAAUUUCAUGGUGUCCCUCCCUGGCCCCGCUUUGAAGACUUGCCCGGGGUCUUCCCAGGGAGGAGUUUAUGGAAAGUUUAUAUGUUGAACUAUGACCCUUAGUUUUCCUGGGUUGAAAAGUUGAAGGAAGCGAAUGUGAAUAAAUAACCACCUCCAUUAGGAGAAGAGCCUCUGGCGCAGCGGCGGGAGGUAUCUCCUGGCGCCUGCUGGGGUCUCUGAGGACUGAACCCUUGGGGCUUUGGGAAUGGCUGGAGAAACACAGCCUGGGGGCUGUCCCUGUUCCCCCACAAACCGCCCCCCGUCUGCUGGCCACCGAUCUCAGCGAUGGGUUUUAAUUGAAUCACACGCGACUGCAGCUGAAUGUCACCUUUCGUGGUGUGACCGUGUCCCGAUGACGGGGAACGUCAGAAGCCAGGGCAGAAACUUGGAAUUCGCGUUGGGGAGGAAUCCGUGCCUCUGAUUGAGCACUGGGGCUUUCCGCGUGUUUUAAUCACUUGGGGUUUAACAUAUACAGUCAGCUUUGUUUACUGCAAACCCAGCUGCUUAGACCCUGAAGUAGUUUGAUCUUGCCCCUCCCAGCGCUUGGUUUACGGCAGACAUGGCUAAAAUGAUCAAAAUCAAGUUUGUGUUGGGAAUUACUUCCAUCGGUUCAAAUUCCAGGGCGUGUCCGUGGCUGUGUGGAGCGCGGUCUGUCUCCUCGGCUGGCUCCAUGCGUCCGAACUACCAGAAACUUCUUAAAGUGUGCUUGUCCCGCGCACGGCCGAGCGGCCUGCAUCCCUGCUUCUGGGUUUCCUUCCUGAGACCCUCUGGACGGUGAGUUCGCAGAGCCUUGCCGUGCGUCCUGGGGAGCCCGUCCCUCAUUGGCACCUCGCUCAGGCCGGUGUCCGGCUGCCAUCUCCUGACCGCCCAGUCCAGCAUCUGGGACGAGGAGGCCUUUUUCCAAGUGCAAGUCCAGCCCCACAGCGGCUGCCCUGCACCCUGCAGAGGCUGCACCUCAUGUGCACCUGCGCGCCACGCCACUGCCCCCACCCGCUGAGGUCUUGCUGGGCCGAGGCGAUCCUGGGACCUGGGAUCAGUCCCGCCUUACAGCCGCACAGCCUGAGGCUCAGAGGGUCGGGGAACUUGGCCUCCUGGUAAAGCCUGAAGCCUCUGCACCCACAGCUCCGCUGCUCCACUGAGGGCCGGUUCCCUAAACCUCACAAGCACCCAGAUCCAGUUCCCUGGCCUCUGAGAUUAAGUUCAGCUUGGGGUGGCUUCUCCGCUGGCAGGUGGGCAGCCCCGCGGUAAGCCUGGGGGAGACCCAAGCAGGUGGCUGAGACCCCGGGCCAGCCCCUUGGGGCCCAUCAGGGGCUCUGAGCAGGGAUGGGGGACACCUCCGACUCCAAGGGCAGGUCUGGCAGAAUGUGGGGAUCCCUGUGACGUAGCGAAGCAGUGGGGCCAGGUGGGGGGACUCGGGCUCAGGAACAAGCCCACCAGCUGUCAGGAUGUGCCCCGGCCUGUCACUCCCUCCUCAUCCGACCCCGGAAGGGUCACCGAGACGGUGCUCCUGCCUCAGGAUGGAGGCUGUGGGGACCAGGGAGGCGGGGCAGAGGAGUGCCGGCUGAGCCCCGUCGGUGCCCAAGGGCCACCUGGCGCUCGAGAGGGAAGGUGCUGUGGGGAAGGGGGUCCUACAGACCCCCCCACCCCCCACCGUGUGUGUGGUCCAUUCUCAGGGGCAAGCAGGCUGUUCUGGUGGCCCCUCCUGACGGGGCAUCUGGCCAGCAGGACAACAGGCAGGGAGGGUCUGGGGGGCAGUAGGGGAUGCCACAGCUCUGCACAGAGAGGUUCUAAAGACCCCCCCACCCCCCAAUCCCAAAUGACUAGCUGAAGUGUCAUUUGCAACAUAAAUUCUUGCUUAAGUACAAAGAGGACAGAUACCCACUGACUUGUUAUCGCUGGUGACUGGGGGACCCCUGGGAGCAGGAGGGGUUACUGUAGCUGUCACAAGCCUGCCUGGGCCCCGCUGGGCACCCACGCCCUACAUGGGAGUGGGUGGGACCUGCUCAAGGCCCCUCCCAGAGGCCUCACACCCCCCACCGCCUAGGGCUUCCGGACUGGGGGGUGGGGGUGCGGAUCCCAUGGUAAUUCCCUGGCCCUGUGCCCCCGAGGAGCGGCCAUCUGAGAUCUGGUGAUGCGGCUGGGGCACAACUUGGCACAGGCUAGACCCUUGGCCAGAGUGACCAGAGGAGGCUCUGGUGUCUGGGGGAAUGGGAGUGAUAAGCAGGUGCUUCUGCUUCCAAAGGCUAAGUGGGGGCGAGGCCCAUGGCUAAUGAGCUGCGCGGUGCUGUCUUAAUGAAACAGGGACGUAGUGCUACCUCGGCUUGCGCACUUGCGCACGCUGUCUGCACUCGGCCCGCCCGCCCAGCCACCCUGGCACAUUGCCAGCAUUAUUCAAACAGGAAAAACAAACUUUAAAUAGGAACACCAAAAGACUUAAACUUUACUCGUCUCCAACACCAAUAUUUUGCGUGGCCUAGGGACACAGAAUGUGUUCAGAUUGGCGGUCGUGGUCCUCAGGGGUGAAACUGACAUUCAGCCAAAGGGGAAGGAUAUUAAAAUCGCAGAUGAUGAAGGAGAGAGGCAUCAGUAAAUAUUUUCCUGCUGAAAUCCCAUCUUGGGGUUUAAGAUGCUGAAACGUCGGAAAUGUUAGAUUUGCAUAUGGGCGGGGCAAGGCGGCGCCAGCCAAUACCGACACGUCGCUGUGCAGGCCCACCUUGUCCUCCACGCUGGGCGUGCGGGGGCGCGGAGGGAGGCCACGUGCCUCCUCCCGAACAGCACUGCGGACCUGUGCCCCCGACCCCACCCCGCGUCGACAGCCCGCGCGGCCAGAAUUGGGAAGGAGAAACGCUGCCAGAAGCUGCCAGAAUCGUCCUCCAACAGCAGAGGGCAGGCCACGCCCCGAGGACCCUGUAAAUGGGCUGCAAUCUUGCCCGAAGGUGGUCUCAGCAUUCCCCCCUGAGUCCGAGAAAAAGGCUCGCCUCUGGGUCUUGGUAAUGACGCCUGUUUGCGGACACGGCCGUAAAGCCUCACUAGUCUCAAAGUCAGAGACAGGGAGCACCAGCGCCCAAGUCGUAAUUCAGAUUACCUGACUAUCCAGUUUUUCUCUAUGUCAGAUUGCUGAGAGGCCCAUAAAGAGCUGAAGGAAGCAUGAAGGAGAAGAGCCCUCACUACCCUUCCCAUGGCAUCGCGGAAGAAGUCCUAGACUUGCAGUCAGAGGACCGGGCUUGGGUCCCUCCACCAACUUCUCGGAAUCGGAAUCCUACCGCCCCGCCAGCAAUUACUGCUGAACCCUCGGUCUUCCCGAGAAAAGAGGCAUCAUAGGAAUUAGCCCUGAAGUCCGCGUUCCAGUUCCCAGCUUGGAGGCCAAGCCUGCAGCCCCAUGACUUUUCAGAGGAUGCAUCUCCUUCCAUGUCACCAGAAGCAGGUGGCCAAUGGGUGCAGACUAGGCAAGAGAGGCCCUCCCUCCAGGCGCCGUGACCGGCAGGUGCAGCUUGACUGCCUCCUGUGUUGUCCCCACUCUAUUGCUCCUGCUGGAAGUGCCGAGCCAGGAGGGCUGCAUUCCCGCAGUUGGCGCUUUCCAAGGAUGGCUGUGCCAUCAUCGCCACUCCAAGGGCUCUUCUCCCCAGGGACCUCCGCUCGGUGACCUUGUCCUGUCCUUGGAGACUGUCCCAACCCUCAGUGAGGGGGACGGUGCCAGUGGGGGCCACACACUGAGUCAGUGUCUUGGGAUGUCACCUCCUGGGUGCCAGUGGGAGGAGCCCCACGGGAGGCCGCAGUGAGCCCUCUGCCGGGGUCCUGAGCCCCUGGUGCCCUGCGGAGCGUGGGCGCCGCCCCUGUUGAGCCUGCCCACACGGCAGCGUGAGCACGAAGGCAUGGGCGUUUUGUUCCACAGCAACAGCGCCUGACACAGAUGCAGCCAAGAUGCUUCUGGACCACAAGGGCUUUAUCCCACAGGCCCAGAGUCCGGCCUGGCGUGGCUGCGUUACGGCGGCCUGACUCUGAAUGGGAUUCGGGCCGGACUCCCUCCCUCUCCAACUGUGUCGUAGCAGGCGCUUGAGCCUGGCUCCGCUCUGCGCACCAAGCCCUGGCUGACGCUGCUGGUUUUCUGCAGGCCCACGUUUCCCACUUCCCCACACCGCUGCUGCCUCCGCAGGAAGCUGUUUCAAAUGCAGUUUUGAUGCCACCAGGCAGGCGACGGAUGUCUGUUAGGACAGCAGUUCCUGCGAUGCUUCUCUGUGCUGAGGGGUCUCUCUGGGCUGACCUCGCCCCCCAUGCUGGCCGGGCAGACCCUGAGCACGAGGGGUGUCCCCCGUGGGGUGCCCUUGCAAAGAACCUGGGUCCCUGCUGAACAGUGAGAAACUGGGAGCUGCACGGACUCAGUCUACAGCCGGGGCACAGAGGCCGGGGGUGCUUUGGAUCCAAAGCCAGUCUUGAGGAGGAAGCAGACCGUGCCGGCGUUUCAUGCAGCCCCUUUCAGUGAAAACAUGCUGUUUUCGGUGAGGAGGUGCUCGCCGGUUAAACUGUUUGCUGGAUCUUUCAUCGGCUGCAGAUUUGCUGGUAUUUUUAAUUUGGAAGACAGUCCCUUUAGGGCAGUGCACUUGAGCACUAACAAGUGUUUGGAGCUGGGCGGACCCGCCCUGCAGCGACCCGGCCUGUCCACACUGCUUUCUGAUCUCGGCCCUCCAGGUUUCUUCCCGGCCACCGUGUUCUGGGGUCAUUGCCAGCAUCUCGCUCAUGAGCCCGAGGGCCAGCGCCCUGCCUGUCAUCUUGGCAACGGCAGUGUCCACCCAUCCACACGCACAAGCACACACGCGUACAUGCACAGACGCACAGGCACAGCACACCCCAGUCAAGUGUGGGUUUGCCUCUGGGGGCUCAGGCGCACCCCCCAGGCGGGCAGGAGUGGAGUGGAGCCGAGCCUGUCAGAGCCCUGCUGGGGCAACGCGCCGCGUCCAGAGCAGCCUGGGGAGCAGCCGAGUGGAGACUGUUUCUCAAGCGUUUCUACUUUUAUUUCGUCUCUGAAACUGUCCCUUGGGGAAAGGAAUCAAUCAAAAUUUAUUGAGCAAGACACUAAUAAAAUACCGAGUGGAAUCAGACAGGGUCCUAGAUGGAGCGCCUGUACCACGAAACACCGAGUGACAGUCGGCCGAGGACGUCCCGCCAGGGCUGGAGCCUGCCAGGUGCUCGCUGCCAGGGAAGCCCGUUGCCCUUGAGCUGCGUGGUCAUCCCACCUGUUCACGGAUGAGCAAGCUGAGGUGGAGGCAUAUACCUCCCUGCAGGGCACAGGGUGGCUGUGGGUCCAGAGCUCACGUGGUCUGGCUGGACCCCAGGCAGGCGUGAGCUUGGUGUGGUCGGAGGCCAGGUGGGGGUUGGAGUGCUGCCCCUUAUGCUAGUUUGGGUCUUACCGCUGCCUUCAGUCACAAGGUGACCGUGGCGACUGGGGGGCGGUGAGCUGCCUGGGGGGUGGCAUCCGAGUCCACAGGCCCAGAGGCGGAUGCUCUGAAUCGGUGGUGAGGCCGGGGCGCAGCUGUUGUCACACACGGCACAGUUUGCCAACCUUGGGACAAGGAGGCCCUUUCUCAACAAACGGCACUGGCUCCCCGAGCUGUUGGCAGCAAGCCUGUCUUUGGGGCUUUCGCGCUCCUCUCUGCUCUGUCCCGUUUUCACGGGAGUCCUGUUGGGUCGGUUUCGCCAGAACCCCCUGCCCACCGGACGUCUGCUCUGAGUGACUCUCCACCGCCGACCCACCCGGCCCCAGGCGUGCGGAUUGGGCUGCGUCUCUCUCUGCAGAUCCAGCACCAUCUUCCUUUCCGUGAACGAAAUCUUGCUUUCUGUGCUGUGGGGACGUCUGAGAACCAGAGAGGGUCUGAAACAAGCACUGGGCGGUGGGCGGUGGGCGGUGGGGGUAGGGGUGGGGGAGGACGCUGAGCUGGGAUCGACUGGGCAGCGGCUCCGCCCGCCUCUCGUGGGGCCAGGACGCCAGAGAGACUGACAUGGCAAGUGCUGAGCUGAGGGUGUGGCGGGACGUUAGCCUGUCUGUCUUGUCAUCUCCAUCUGCGGCCUCCAUGUGUCCCAGUGGCCCCAAGCGGCCCUACACAGCCAGCUGCCUGCUCCAGGCUGGGCCCCUUCUCUCUCUGUCUGUGGUCUACACCGGCCUCGCCUCACAGGGUGCUACUGCGAGGCCCCCACGGAACUCCGCCCCUAGGAAGACCCCCGCCCUUGCUCCUGCCUCUGAACAGGCUGAGACCAGCUGAGACUGCCUCAGAGCCGAGCAGCGAGGUUCCCUCCAAUCUCACCCCCCUGGCUGGGGUGGGAGGGGCGGUCCCAGCUGUGGGUCAUUUGCUGAACAGAAGAAGGUUUGUCUGUGGACCGGAAGGUCUCUCCAUAUGUGUGAUGGCAUCGAUCUGGAUUUGCACAGACAGGGCUGGGGGCUGGUCUUCCUUGUAAAUUCCAACUUUAUGCAUACAAAUAAUCUGGUAUGUUGGCUCUAAAAUUCUACAUGAUUAGUUACGUUAAAGAAACAGGGGAAAUGAAGAAAAGCGGGGGGCACAGUUGUACGAGGGGCUCGUGCUGUGCUGGUGACAAAGGUUCAGCUGUGUUAGGAGGCGACCUAACCCCGCCCCGACAAAGAGAUUCCGUCCUCUGCUUUCUGCUCCUUAUUUUGUGGUGUAGCCCUGCCGUCUGGCUCACAAGCACCUCCCAUGAGAGUGAGUACAGGCCAAAGGGCUUGACCUUCAGUGGGUCACUAUGAGCGUGGCAGGUGGUUCCCCUUUCUUGGCAGGUAAGAAGGGGGAUGAUUCCAGCAACAGCAGUGACCCUGGGCGGUUCCCUAGGAGCCAGGUGGCGACAGGUACGCCCACCUGCCCAAGGCAAGCUGGCUGAGCAGCGGCAGGUUUGGAGUUCCCAUCCGGAUGUUUGGAUUGUAGCACCAACAUCUGGGCUCUUGACCACGUCAGAAGUGGCUUUCAGGGAUUUUUUUGUAAUUGAGGGUUUUAGAAAAGCCCAAGAUAAGAGAUCCCACGUUCGUUAUUGAAUAAUUGAGAGCCAAGGGUUGUGUACACAGAUAUCUGCAUGUCUGCAUAUUGAUGUACAUUUGGACUUACUCGCAAUUACCUAGAUUGUUAGAGGUCCACACACUUAUUUAAAAAUAUUAACCGUAAUUACUGCUUUAACAAUUAACUUCAAAUUGGAAUUCAAUAAAAAUGUAGAAAAUAAACUAAAACCACACUGGAAAAUGUAGCACUUCUGUUUUUGUUGAACUGGUGCUUUCCGAUGUGCUCAGGAAGAUAUUUUGCAUCUGGGCUUAAUUAGAAUCUUUAAAUUCUCAUUAGUGCACUAAUAUGAGGAUGCUAACAGAUGAGGCCCUCUGUUUGGGGUUGAUUCAUGGUUGUUUGAGUUCAUCUGGAUUUAAAAAGAUGUAAACAAGAAGAAUUACUGCAGCGCAUCAAGAGGAAAAGAAUCUCAAUAGGAGAAGUAGUUGUUCCACAAAGGAAGUAAUAUUUACUUUCUUAGCCUCUGUUAAAUUCAAGAAGAGUUUUUUAGCCAUUGCCUCAAUAAUAAGGAACUAACACUGUUUUAUGAAGUUCCCAGUAAUGUCAAUGUCACAUUCAUUUCCAGAUGCCAUAAAGGAUGAACUCUCAGACCCCUCUGUCUCAAGACUGGCCCCAAAUUUGCUUCUUUGCCCUGAAAAUAGGUCCCAUAGAGGAGACAGAAAGUAGAUUAAAAUUGCUGAAUAGUUCCAAACAGUACAUCUGCAGCACUCACUAAAGCAGAGCCAGGCCAUCACUGUCAUUUCUUCACGCUCAUGGAGACCCAAGGCCAGAGAGAUCCAGCACUCCUUUGUACUUGUACCUGACAAACAGGAGAGAGAUAGCUUGGAAAGUGCCCAUUCUUCCAGCCGAGCUUCCAUGGUCAGCAAGUCAUUGUCUCCAGACCUGGCCUCAGUGCCACAGUGCAUGCAUCUAGGACCUGAACCUGGUGCUGUCACGCUCCUAGAACCAGUGCCUAAUCCAGGGCCACCCCACAACCCUGUGCCUACCAGCAAACAAAGGUCUUUUGGUGCUGAAGCCAGUCCUUAAAGUCUGGAGGAGGGGACUGUCCCUUCAAUGCAGAGGCCAAUGCAAGGCCACAAGGAAUAUUAAAAAUCACAGAAACAUGACACCACCAAAGGAACACAAAACCUUUCUAGCAAACAACCCUGAAGAGUUGGAGAUCAAUGAAUUUCCUGACAAAGACUUCAAAGUAAUUGCUUUCAAAGAAGCUCAGUGAACUACAAGAGAAUACAGACAACUCCACAAAAUCAGGAAAACAAAUCAUGAACAAAACGAGGAGCUUAACAAAGAGAUGGAACUCAUAAAAUAGAACCAAACAAACUCUGGAGCUGAAGAAUACAACAAUUGUGGUCAAAAUAAUACAACAGAGAGCUUCACUAGCAGACAUGAUAAGCAGAGGAAAGAACCUGUGAACUCAAAGACAAGUCAGAGGAGAAAAAAGAAAAAAAAAAAAAAAGAAUGAAGAAGGUGGGAUUUAUGGGACAACAU